AUGAUACCAGCACCAACCGAUACUGAAGCUCUAGCUAAUAGAAUCAAUCUACAUACAAGAGAUGCUCAUAAUAAAGUGGAUACUAGAUUAUCCAUCAAAAUGGCAUUUGUUAUGAGGCAUGAUUUUAUUUACAUUGAUAUCUUGAAAAAUUUUUACCUAAUAUUUAAUACUAUUGAACAGAAUAUUGAUCAUAUUUUGACAUAUGAAUCAAAUGAUGAUCGACUUUUAAAGUCUCGUCAGGUUUUGAAACAGUUUUAUAUAGAUGAAUUUAGGAGAUCUGAAAAUAUCUCAAAGGAUUUAGCUUUUUUCGGAGUAGAUUCUAAACAGUUAUUACAGGAUAAGAUCGAAGAAAAUUUACCACCUAAAUUAAGUGAAUUUCUCGAAUAUAUUGAAUAUAAUGUUAAAAAGGAUCCAUUAACCGUAUUAGCAUAUUGCCAUGUUUUAUAUUUGGCACUCUUUGCCGGUGGAAGAAUCUUUAGAUCCUCAUUUAUGAGAAAUAUAGGAUUUUUGGGUAAUUAUAAAUCUGAUUUGUCUCAACGUGAACUAAUAAUGAGAGCAACUAAUUUUUUCCAAUUUGACGAAUCUGCCCAACAAGAGAUAAAAUUGAAAUUAAAAUAUAAGGAAAAGUUCGAAUUAUCAACAAGGAACACCUUAACUGAACCAGAAAAAUUGAUCAUUAUCAAUACGUCACGAGACAUAUUCAGAUAUGUUUACAAUAUCUUUGAAGAGAUUAGUAAACUCAAUCGUGAAAGAUUACUAUCUUUUAAAGAUUUCAAAAUUAUAAGUUUCCUUCUAGAUGAAUGGAGAUAUGAUAAUGAUAAUAGUAAGUCAAAGUCACUUAAAUUGAUAUUUUUCAUUAUCAAAUAUUCAUUAUUAAUAUUAUCGAUAUUCAUCCUAUGGAAACUAAUCGGGCUAGCCCAAUCUUCUAUCAAAUAA
This is a messenger RNA of Arxiozyma heterogenica, 936 nucleotides long. It is a transcript of the gene HMX1, whose product is annotated as Hmx1p. Gene Ontology annotation, molecular function: heme oxygenase (decyclizing) activity. NCBI's taxonomy places the organism in Eukaryota, Fungi, Ascomycota, Saccharomycetes, Saccharomycetales, Saccharomycetaceae. The record is from RefSeq and is a predicted model, not a curated record. The transcript has a single exon. The coding region runs from base 1 to 936 and encodes 311 amino acids. Gene Ontology annotation, biological process: heme oxidation.